AUGGUCAUUACAGAUUAUGGAGCAUAUGUUACAAUACUAAUAAAAACUCUAUUUCUUAUAGAAUAAUGCUUGAAUUUUGUGCUAAAUAUCUUUAAAAAAGCAGCUGUUUCUGUCAAAGUUAUUAGAGUUUUUACAGUAAUAGUAAUGCUAGAAAAGGCUAAUAUUUUAGCAUUCUUUAAUUAAUAUGAAAAAUAGGGAAAUGGAUUAUAAAUAGAUUUGGGUAUGCUAAAGGAGCUGCUUAUUUAAAUUAAUUUAUUUUAAAUUAAAAUAAUGAGAAACUUUGUUUUAAUGGAAUUUGUAAUUAUGAAUUUGAUGCAGGAACUCAUUUUUAUAAUAUAAAUUAAUUUUAGGAUGGAAAAUUUUUUAGUUUGA
Molecule: messenger RNA, 372 nt
Organism: Paramecium primaurelia
Lineage: Eukaryota; Ciliophora; Oligohymenophorea; Peniculida; Parameciidae
Source: the annotation of a GenBank genome assembly